GAUACACCACGAUUCCUGGUGUCGGUAUUACCACUGAGGGAUAUACAACACAACCAGGAGCCACAACACCUGCAGGUGAUCGCAGGAUCACAACUACACCUGGUCCGGCCAACAAAGUUCCUUCAAUUACAACAACAGUAGGAUACACUACGAUUCCUUGUGUAAGAACUACCACUGGAAGCGCUACAACACCACCAGUAGCUGCGACAACUUCGGGUGAGGCCAUAAUCACAACCACACCUGGUCCGGGCACCGGAGUUCCUUCGGCUGAAAUCACAGUAGGAUACACUACGCUGCCUGUGGUGAGAAUCACGGCCGAGGGAGCCACAUAUCCACUAGUGUCUGUCACACCUUCAGGUGAGGCCAGUCUUACUACACCUGGGCCGGCCACCGAAGUUCCUUCCGUUGAAACGUCUGUGGGUUACACUUCAGUUGCUACAUUCAGAACCACAAAAGAGGGAGUAACUGUAGUUCCACCACUUGAAACAACUACUGGCUCUUUGAUUGUUCGAACCACCAGCGGCUUGGUUGAAAUUAUAACACCCUCCGGCUAUGGCACUGCAAUACCUACCACGCAACGUACUGUCACCGUUACACCCAUCUACGUAGAAUUAACCACAUCAGAAGUAUUUAUGCUGACUACACCUGAAGUCAGUCCUCUAACGACCUUGCAAGUGUCCUAUGGCGCAAAUGUGACAACAACUGAAGCGCCGGUGGAGGGUAAUGAAACCGCCAAAACAGUAAGACCACACCUAGCCAGUACAAUACAACCCCCGACCAAACCCUCAAUCCGCUGUAAGACAGACACUGACUGCACGAACGAAGAGUUCUGUUACUUACCGACCUUCUGCCAAAUGCACAGUCCUGACUAUAUGAUCUGUCGAACAGUUCAACAUGUGCCUAUGUGCUUUUGCGAUAAUGCAGCCGAUGUAAAUACACCUGAUUGUCAUAAAAUUGCAG
Messenger RNA from Rhagoletis pomonella (apple maggot), 960 nucleotides. Its product is annotated as mucin-2-like. The record is from RefSeq and is a predicted model, not a curated record. The annotation marks the transcript as partial. The transcript has a single exon. Lineage: Eukaryota; Metazoa; Arthropoda; Insecta; Diptera; Tephritidae.